UCUUUUCCACCUCUUCUUGUCAAUUGUUCAGUUCCAACGAACGAGCAACGAGCGCAAGUGCUGUACUGGAGCGGCGAUAAAUGUGAUCUUGGCUUCGAGCAUUCAUUGAUAGUGCGGCUUUCAGUCAUCACAGCGUAGCUUUUUCGGUUGCUUAGUGACUGCGACUCGUUUGAACCGUCCUGCCUAGUUCCUGUCCGUUUCGCACUGCAGUCCCCGCAGAUCAUGGAAGAAGCAACCACUCUGUGUUCCAAUUGUCAACGCCCAAUCGCAGCCAGCAACUAUGUAAUUCACAGCCUUCACUGUCAACGCAAUUUAAUGAAAUGUGACAAAUGCGGUGAAGCUGUGCCCCGUUCGGGUUUGGAGGAACAUGAUUUUGAGUUUCAUUCAAAAGUCAACUGUCCCGACUGUCACAUGUCUGUUGAGAGACCUCAAUUAGACACUCACAAGAAAACAGUAUGCCGGUCCCGUCAGCAGGGUUGUCUUUACUGUGAACUGGAAAUGCCAGCUAGCGAAAUUAGCCAUCAUGAAGACUAUUGUGGAAGCCGCACCAAGAAGUGUGAGGACUGUGGAGAGUAUGUUAUGCUGAAAUAUGAGCAAUUGCACAUUGAUUCAAAUCAUGGUUUCUUGAAACUUGACGAUGAGCCAGGCCCAACUGCCACUUGGAUUAAAAACGACAUCAAGGGUCGCUCUACACCAACAAAAUCAAACAACAACUCAAAGCCCCAGCUCAAUAUUGGAAAAUUUAUUGAUGAUGAUGAUGAUGUAGAUGACAUGCACAGCUUAUUUGCCAAUCUUUUGAAGAAGCAAAAUGCUGUUGGUUCAACUACUCAUUAUCCGGGUGUGGCAUAUCCUAUAUCUGGGGAACCUCAAAGAUAUGUUUCAAGAUCACCUCCACCAUUCCAAGAUGUUCUGGAUGACACUUCAGAUUUGGUUGCUCUACCAUGUGAGUUUUGUGAGGCGAUGAUUCCAGUUAACCAGUUAAUUCUUCAUCAAACUGGUUGCAGAAUGGAUAUUGCCAGUUUUGGUAGACCGAAGAAAAGUCAAAAUGACUCCACCAUGAGGAAAAACUUGUCUGUUGUGAAUGAAGUUGAUGGAGGAUUGUCCAGAGGCAGUUUGGAAAGGAUGAAUGAGUUUUGGGAAGAUUCCAGGGAUAAACAAGAAAACGCUGGGUCAUUUGACAUGCGUGACUCGAGGAGAAAUGCUGUUGCUCAUGUUGGGAAGGUGAAUGUUGACAGGCACAGAAAUGACAUAGGUGAAUGCAAUGUUGACAUGCGUCGAAACGCAAUUGAUGAAGGAAGUGAAGCGUCUUUAAAAAAUGAGUUAGAAGAAGAUGGUGUUUAUUUUUUACCAUGUGAAUUCUGUGAAGAAGGGUAUCCUCCAAGUUUGCUUCUUGAGCAUCAGGAUGUAUGUGAAUACAAUCCUAAAAACAUAUCUGAAGCUACGCCUGUUUGGUCUGAGCCACAGGAUGUUCCAUCUGGAAAAUCAAAGGAAACUCUAGAAACAUUACGUCCCCGUAAAUAUGAUGAAAACAACUACAACACAUUUGUAGACUCGGAUCAACCCAAUAGUUCUAUGGAAGGGGAGCCUAAGGAUCCCCAUUUCCUGAGAACUCCCCAAAGUCCCCCUCGGCAACAUGAAGUACAUUGCCAGACUGACCCAAUAGAUGAGAUUGUAUCAAAAUGGUUUAAACCAAUUCAAUCCCUGGAAUUUUCUACUGACUUCAAAAAGGAGUCUUGUGACAAGAAAUUGGUUGUCAAAGCUCCCGGGAACACAAGGCAUGAAUCCAGUGACAUUUUAAACAAAGUCCCUGGAACCACCAUUAGCUCUUCUUUCAAAAAACCUGGUGAAAUCAGCUUAAGUGCAUUUUACCAAACAAAGCCAUCAAGUAACACACCUAAGGUUGCUCAGACCAGAGCAUCUCAAGAUCUCUUUGCUACCACUACCAAAACAAAAAAAGAAUUUCAUUCAGGCAAAGUGUCAUCAUCUAUUAUGUUGGGUUCUCGAGGCAAGAACAAUAUAUCAAAUUCCUACAAUGACUUACGUGGCAACUUCACUGUGGCAAGUGAAUGGAGUGAUGAUAGUGACUCUCGACCAACGUCAGCUACUGGGGCUAUUCCCAAGCAGAAGGCAGGAAAACUUAAUUUUUCACGGAAAGUCAACCAAGAAGUACAGAGCUCCCGACCCUCCAACUCGAUAGUUCCAAGAAGGGGAGUUUCAAGGGGAGUUGACUCGAGCAGUGAUAACGGCCAGGGGUACCAUAUUCGAAAUAAUUUAAAAGACCUUAAUGAUGAUGAGGAUGAUGAUUAAUGAUAGUUUACUUAAAUUGAAAUUUUAGGCCUGAAAUUUGGUUGAUACUCCUGGUGAGUUUCAAAAUAACAAUUAUGAAAUUCUUUUGUCCCCUCUGGCUGAGAGCUGCUCUUAUAGUUGUUGAUUAAAACUGUUAAGUGUAGUGCUGUAUGACCAAAUAUUAACUUAAAUUAUAAUUUGUGAAACGGGUCAUGCUCUCUUUUAUCGUAUGGAAUUGGUGAUUGUUAUUUGUGAUGUUAACUUUCUCAAAUGAGCUUGUUAUGCCUGCAGCCUUUCAGCAUUCCACAUUCAUCAUUGCUUUUGUUGUUGAAAUGAAACAUGACGGGCUAUACAAGUUCGAUCAGUGCAUUUAUUGAGUAUCAUGCCAAGACAAGUUUACCUCUUAUGAUUUUUUUUUUAAAUCUUGCUUUUUCUUUGUAGCAGAACAAUCAUUCUUGCAAAGCCUUUGUUCAAAUGAAACAUUUUCAAAGCUUCUCUUCCUGAACUUUGGACUACGAUGGUUGUGCUUGAAGUGCUUCAGGCGUUGUUAACUUAAUGCGUAAUUGAUCUUGCUUCUGUAGUCAUGAUUUAAUUUUGUGUUUGUUUUUAGUGUUGAAGAAAAACAAAGCAUCUUUCUUCAUGUGAUAACUACGUAUUUAAUAUGUGGGGUACCAUUGUUGUGAGGAAUCUUAGGCGGCUGUAAAGCUCACCGUGUAUUUUUGGUGUAUGUUAACUAAAUACCAUAAACUAUUUUGAAUAGUGUCACAAUGCAUAAAUUAUAAAGUCCUUUUAAGAGAAACUUUUAUGUGACUAUCUGGUGAUCAGUAUUAUGACUGCUGUAAAUGAUAGUUUCAUUAGAAACCCACUUCCAUUAUGACCUUAUGGAACAUACUGUUAGCAAAUUGAGCUAAUGUGUACCGGUUUAUUGCAUGUAGCAUAACAGACCAGUAACAAAAUUUCUGUCUAACUUUUUAUUGAUACCAUUUUUAUUAUUUAUUAUCUGUUGUUUUUUUUUUUUUUUUCACUUUUUUAACUGUAACAAAACCCUGUACUGUCUGGAUAUAGUGGGUGUUGUUAUUUUAACAUCUGAAGUCUGGACAUAUAUUUUGGCUAGAUUUCUCAAAAUUGCUCUGUUGGCAAAGUAUGAUUCUUUCUAACGUGCUGUGACUAAAUAGGGAAUAUAUAUGUACCUAUUUCAUAAGACUGUUAAACAUCUUGUGAAGUAAAUGCUUCAGUCAGUGUUGUCUUGACAGUAGCUCAAAUAAUUUGUGAUAGUGACGUUUCUUCUUGAAUCCCACUUCUUCCUUGUCAAUUGUUUUGUCAUGUCUAGCUUUUAUGAGUCAUCAAAGAGGAAACAAUUGAGAUAUUAAAAUUUUGGUACUCUGUUUCAUAUAAAUUAGAUGAAUAAAAAUUUAGCUUGUCUGUCA
Messenger RNA from Thrips palmi, 3713 nucleotides. RefSeq lists its product as uncharacterized. The record is from RefSeq and is a predicted model, not a curated record. Bases 223 to 2307 code for a protein of 694 amino acids. NCBI's taxonomy places the organism in Eukaryota, Metazoa, Arthropoda, Insecta, Thysanoptera, Thripidae. The transcript is spliced from 11 exons.